AUGGACCCCCUCAACCCCGCAUCGUUCAGCCACAGGUUUGCCCUGCGUCAACGGCAUCAACCUGCACUAUGUCGACGAGGGCUCCGGUCCCAAAACAGUAAUCUGCGUCCACGGCUUCCCAGACCUCUGAUUCCCUAUCUGGUCAAGCUCGGGUACCGCGUGAUUGUGCCUGAUGUGCGCGGCUACGGCCAGACUGACGCACCGGCGGGGAUUGCCAGCUACACGUCCAAGACCAUUGUCAAGGACUUGGUCGGCCUGCUCGACGUUCUGAAUAUUCGCGAUGCCGUGUGGGUAGGCCACGAUUGGGGAGCAUGGAUGGUCUGGCGCGCUGCUCUCUGGCACCCUGAGCGGCGCCGCCCGAACUGGAAAUACCAAGUCUAUUUCAGCAAAGAGUCAACAACUGCAAAGCUCAAUGCCGAAAUCCCACUGUUUCUCACCACCAUUUUGCGGUCGCACAAGGAUGCCAUGUAUACGUCGGUCUUUAGCGAGUCUGUACCCAUUGACAAGCGCACUAUUGCCGAUGCCCGAGGUGCUCAGCGCAGCGAAAUGCUGGCGGAGUCUGAGCUUGGAUACCACAUCAGCGAGUACCAGCGCCAUGGAAUGGAGGGGCCGCUCAACUACUACCGCGUGCAUGAGCUGAACUGGCAGGAAGAAAGCAGCGCUGGUUUCAAACUUGAUAGGAUCCACAAGCCGUGCCUAAUGGUUACUGCCGGCAAGGAUAAGGCGUUGCCAGCUGCGUGGACCAAGGACAUGGACAAAUAUAUCCCAAACCUCAUGCGAGUCCAUAUCGAGGAUUCGGGACAUUGGAUUAUGAUUGAGCAGAAAGAGUUGGCAAACAAAGCUCUUGGAAAAUUCCUGGCCACGCUGGAUCACACCAGUGCUAAGUUGUAG
Messenger RNA from Linderina pennispora, 891 nucleotides. Its product is annotated as alpha/beta-hydrolase. The record is from RefSeq and is a predicted model, not a curated record. Lineage: Eukaryota; Fungi; Kickxellomycota; Kickxellomycetes; Kickxellales; Kickxellaceae. Gene Ontology annotation, molecular function: hydrolase activity. The transcript has 3 exons. Bases 1 to 891 code for a protein of 296 amino acids.